Molecule: messenger RNA, 1411 nt
Organism: Corylus avellana
Lineage: Eukaryota; Viridiplantae; Streptophyta; Magnoliopsida; Fagales; Betulaceae
Source: RefSeq, a predicted model, not a curated record
AAAUAUAUCAAACCUCUAAAACUUAAUUUGCUAAUUUUGUGUUAAGUUUAUGUCAAAUUCAUAGAUUGUGGUAUCGCCAGUGCCUAAUUAGAUUGGGAAAAUGCAUGCAUAAGUGAAAAUUUGUCAUGGCCUCUAAUAAAAGUAGUAGAACCAUCUAACAUCUCUCCUAACCAUCCAUUCACCACAAUCUUCUCCAAAUAGAUCUAGAAUUUCACUCCCAACCCAUCAAAUCUAACACUAUUUGUUUCACUUUCCAUAUUUUGGUAAUUAAAACUCCCCCUCUUUGCCCUAUAUUAAAAUCCCUCAUAAAUUCUUUUGAAAAACAACAGGCUUUGGGGUUUCAUAUUUGAUAUACAAUUAAAUACAUCAUUAAAACAAGAAAUAAAAAAAUCAAACAUGAAUUCCAAAGCCUCUUGUCUCUUAUCCUUUGCUCUCUUCCUUCUCUUCUCCUCCGCCACGUCCGCCUUCAACAUCACGAAGCUCCUCGGCCGCCACCCAAAUUUCAGCUCCUUCAAUGACUAUCUCACCCAGACUCAACUCUCCCAACAAAUCAACAGUCGCAAUACAAUCACCGUUCUCGCCAUCGACAACAAAGCCAUCGCUAGCAUUUAUGGAAAACCCUUGGACAUGAUCAAGAAGAUCUUGAGCGUCCACGUGGUGCUCGACUACUUUGACGUCCAGAAGCUCACCAUGCUGCCCAGAAAGACCACCAUCCUCAGCACCUUAUUCCAAUCCAGUGGCGCCACCGCCAACCAAGAAGGGCUCUUGAACGUUUCGCUCGUCAAUGAGGGUGAGAUCGCUUUUGGGUCCGCCGUGAAGGGUUCCAUUCUCACCGCCAAGCUUGUUUCGUCGGUGGCGGCUCAGCCGUAUAACAUCUCCGUGCUUCAAAUUACAGCUCCUAUAGUGCCUCCUAGUAUCGAUCAAGCGGCGUUGCCGCCUAAGGCUGCUAAAUCCCCUGCCGCUGUGCCCAAGAAGUCGCCGGCAACGCCUCCGACUCAGGCGCUGUCAAGCACACCGGCUGUCGAAGCUCCUAUGCCAUCUCAAGUGGCUGCUGAUGCCCCUGUAGUUCAUUCAAGACAAGGGCUAUACAGGUGAAAGAAGGUUUGGAGAAAACUGUUGCUGGUAUCACAGUGCCGGUCCAUCCUGAUAAGACAUUGAAAGACAAAAACAACUGGAUUGGCCAAUACGUUACAAAAUCAUGAAAGGCGUUGCUCGAGGGAUUAUUUAUCUUCAUGAAGAUUCUCGGCUUAGAAUUAUACAUCGUGAUCUUAAAGCUAGUAAUGUUUUGUUAGAUGAGGAUAUGAAUCUAAAAGUUUCAGACUUUGGCAUGGCUAAGAUUUUUGGAAUUGACCAAACUCGAGGAAACACUCAUAGGAUUGCUGGCACAUUGCUUGGAAACUUUGGAGGGAUG